GUUUGAUUGUUCCAAUGUUGAGGAACAUUUUGCGCAUUUCUGUUGACAAAUAUACCAGUACUGUCGUACUGGGAGGACGCCAGUUCACAUUGAAGUGUCUUUCUCAGACAGAGGUACUCGAAAAGAAAAACACGGAGGCUUUCGUCGUUCGCCAACCGUCCUCUCGUUCCAAAGCUUUCUCACGACCCGCUUUCCCAGCAACACACGCUGUAUCAAGUUCCUUUAAAUUACCCCAGCUGCUGGUAAAUGUUAUACUUAGAAUACCAAUGAUGUCCAGUCUAAUAACUGCUCCGAAGGGAAUCACAAGUACUAGAGAUAUUUCCCCUCCCAAGUCAGUGCGAGGAAUGGUCACACUCGAUAGGGAAAAGUUUAAACAAAAAGUGUACGUGCCAGGUAUACUUGUUUCAGCGCAAGGGAUACGUGAUAUCGUACGACACUUUAACAGCCACCUACUAAGAUUGACUAAGGUUCAACCAUUCGUUGACUUAUCUGAUGACGAUCCCAAUGUGAAAAAAAGUAGAGUUAUGCUUUUAGACCCGCAGCAACAUCCAACAAAGGAUUCUUUCACAGAAGAAGAGAGUGACAUGCUGAAAAGUAAAGGAGCGGACCCUGACACUUGGCAACUGUAUGAACUGGAUAUGGAAUAUGAAAAUUGGAAUGGAGAAGACAUUUUUAAGGCAGUGUUGCCCAUUGAAAGUGAAGGGUUUUCAAGUUAUACUGUCAUUGGGCACAUAGCUCACCUGAACUUAAAAGAUGCAUUGCUAGACUACAAACAUCUUAUUGGUCAAGUCCUCAUAGACAAGUUUAAAACCAUUAAAACAGUUGUUAACAAGACCAACACAAUAGACAACACCUUCAGGAAUUUCCAAAUGGAGGUGAUAGCAGGGGAGGAUAACUUCAUUACCACAGCUAAAGAAAACGGCUGCCAAUACAAGAUGGAUUUCUCCAAAGUUUACUGGAAUUCUAGACUUGGUACAGAACACGAGCGGAUUGUCAAGUUGCUGAAACCUGGAGACAAACUGUAUGAUGUAUUUGCUGGUAUUGGCCCAUUUGCAGUGCCAGCAGGGAAAAAGAAAUGCACAGUUCUAGCAAACGAUCUAAACCCUGAAUCUCACAAGUGGCUACAGGAGAAUUUGAAAUUGAACAAAGUUGGUGGCCAAGUCCAGACAUAUAACUUAGAUGGCAGAGAAUUCAUCAGAACAGUUGCAAAGGCAGAUUUAGUGUCUUGGUACAGGGAGGAUAAAUAUCCUCUGCAGUCAGUGCACUUUGUUAUGAACUUACCAGCAAUGGCACUCGAAUUUCUGGACAGUUUUAAAGGACUUCUUUCUGGUCAUCCCACAAUUCUCCACGAAAACUCUGUCUUACCAAUGGUGUACUGCUACUGUUUUAGCAAUGCAUCAGACCAUUUGGAGGACAUCAGGGAAAGAGUUGCCACUUAUCUGAGUAAAGAGGUGGCACAGAAAGUCCAGAUACGGUUUGUGAGGAAUGUAGCACCCAAAAAGGACAUGUAUUGCGUUAUAUUCCAGUUGGACAAAUGUGUGCUGUUGUGGGAGGGUGAGAAUGAAGAGACGGGAAACAGUGAAGAAUGUGAACCAGAAAGGAAGAAAUCAAAGCAUGAGGAUACAGUUGCUCAUUAACUUCAGAAGAAAAUAAAAAGAAAAGUGGAACCAUGUAAGUUAGGCCCUGGUUAGUUUUAUGUUCAUAUAUGGCAAUAAGAUGGACAAUUGACCAAGACAUUUGCCAAGUCUCUGAAUGAAAUCUGUCAUUGACAAUGCAGUCUCCCGUUGAAAGGCAACACAUGCCUUUUUUGUGCUGUUUUAUCAAUGUGUGACUGAUAAAAGCAUUAAGGUGUAUUUUUUUCAUACAUAUUUUAUUCUGCCUAUUUAUUAUCAUGUUUUUAUUGUGACACUCCAAGUGGUGGAUCACUUCAUUCCACUUUAGGAAAUCAGGGAGAUAUGCAGAAAUACAAAAUAAGAUCUUUGAACCAUAUUUAUUUCACUUGGCUAGUGGAAAAUGAUACACAGUUGACUUUGGCUGAGGUCUGCAAAACAACAUAUUGACCUUAACCAAAAGUUAAUGGUUUGUUAAAUAAUUUUAAACGUGAAUGUCAAUUUCCUGCAAGAUGACAUCAAAAGAUUGCUGUAAUCCCUCGCAUUUUUUUUUUUUUGCCUUCUCAUUGAAGAUAUGUUUCCUUUAUGCUGAUUUGUCAGUCAGCUGUUUGAUGAUAUGUUCAAUAGACUUUAUCAGUGAUUAGGAAGGCUCAAGCCACCUAUGGGACAAUGGCCCCUUUUGGGAACCCUUGUAUGGGCAAUUUUGCAAACCAAUGGGCCAUUGUGUAAAGCUAAUGGGCUAUUUUUUAACACAAAUAUAUUCAAAAUAUCUAUAUUUUGAGUGGAAAUUAUGUGAAUAAUGUAUAAUAGUUGGUUGAAAUUAAUGUUAAAAUACAAGACCAAUUAGUAACUUAAGAAUAUCAAUAAAAAGGUCAAAAAUUCUCCAGAAACUGACAGUGUUAGAUGUGCCUAUCAAACCAGUCUUUUUCAAGAGCAUUAUGUCAUUUUUAUAGCAUUUACCUGCAUGAAAAAGCACCAUACAGAAUUAACUGAAAAAAUGCACAUUUUUUAUUAGAUGAAACCAUCAAGAAGAA
Molecule: messenger RNA, 2644 nt
Organism: Lingula anatina
Lineage: Eukaryota; Metazoa; Brachiopoda; Lingulata; Lingulida; Lingulidae
Product: tRNA (guanine(37)-N(1))-methyltransferase
Biological process (GO): tRNA N1-guanine methylation; mitochondrial tRNA methylation
Cellular component (GO): mitochondrial matrix; cytoplasm
Molecular function (GO): tRNA (guanine(37)-N1)-methyltransferase activity
Source: RefSeq, a predicted model, not a curated record